CACCUCUUGACCUAAUGACAGACUUCGCCAGCCAGAAACAUGGCGCUACCUGCGAGGAGACGAAACAGCUUCUACCGUACACUGAAGAAUGUCGAGCCAGAUCUUGAGGAUUUGGUUUUUGACAGAGGUGCAUCUGCAACAGCACAAAACAAAUGGCUUUUCGAAAUUGCAUGGGAAGUUGCAAACAAAGUUGGUGGCAUCUACACUGUGAUAAAAACAAAAGCCCCAGUGACGGUAGAAGAAUGGGGGGAACAGUAUUGCCUGAUGGGCCCCUACAACGAGGCCUGUGUGCGCACAGAAGUGGAAAUUCUCGAACCUCAUCAUCAUGUGUAUCGAGAGACCAUUGGCAAUAUGAGGAAGGCUGGCAUCAAGGUAUACUUCGGUCGUUGGCUGAUUGAUGGCUACCCCAAAGUGGUUCUGUUUGACAUCGGGUCGGCAGCCUGGAAGCUCGAUGAGUUCAAGCACGAGCUUUGGGAGACAGCUAACAUCGGCAUCCCGUGGCACGACCGCGAGUCCAACGACGCAGUUAUAUUUGGUGCCCUGGUCGCCUGGUUCUUGGGAGAUUUCAUCAAGAACACCCAAGGGGAGCCCAUGGUGACAGCCCAUUUCCAUGAGUGGCUGGCAGGUGCCGGUCUGAUCUACACAAGAACGCGGAAACUUAACGCUGCACUUAUGUUCACGACUCAUGCUACACUGCUCGGACGCUACCUCUGCGCCGGCAGUGCCGAUUUCUACAACAACCUGGAUAAGGCGGAGCACCUGCUCAAAAGGAAACCGGAUGUAAUCACACCUAACGGUCUCAAUGUGGUCAAGUUCAGUGCUCUUCACGAGUUCCAGAAUCUUCACGCUGUCAACAAGGAAAAGAUCAACGAUUUUGUCCGUGGACAUUUCUACGGACAUUAUGAUUUUGAUUUGGACAAGACGCUGUACUUUUUCACGGCGGGCCGCUAUGAGUUCUCCAACAAGGGAGCGGACAUGUUCAUUGAGUCUUUAGCUCGGCUCAACUAUUACCUCAAGUCGUGUAACAGCGACGUGACGGUGGUGGCGUUCCUCAUCUUCCCCGCCAAGACCAACAACUUCAACGUGGAGUCGCUGCGAGGGCAGGCCAUUGCCAAACAGCUGAAGGAGACAGUGAACACCGUGCAGAACCAGAUCGGGCGCCGCUUGUAUGAUAUAUGCUUGAGAGGCAGUUUGCCGAGUGGUGAUGACAUUUUCACCCAAGACGACGUGGUCAAGCUGAAGCGUUGCAUCUAUGCUGCCCAGCGCAACAGUCUGCCCCCCAUCUGCACGCACAACGUGAUGGACGACUCCAACGAUCAAGUCCUCAACCAGAUCCGCCGCUGCAACCUCUUCAACAACAGACACGACAGAGUUAAAAUCGUGUUCCACCCAGAGUUCCUCAACUCCACCAACCCGCUGUUUGCCCUGGACUACGAAGACUUUGUCCGCGGCUGCCACCUGGGCGUCUUCCCCAGCUACUACGAGCCCUGGGGGUACACGCCAGCGGAGUGCACGGUCAUGGGCAUCCCCAGCAUCACCACCAACCUGUCGGGCUUCGGCUGCUUCAUGAGUGACCACAUAGUGGACCCCAAGUCGUACGGCAUCUACAUCGUGGACCGGCGCUACAAGAGCCCAGAGGACUCAGUGCGGGAGCUGGCACAGGACAUGUUUGACUUUGCCUGCCUGUCGCGCCGCCAGAGAAUCAUUCAGAGGAACCGCACGGAGCGACUGAGCGAGAUGUUGGACUGGCGGAACCUUGGCAUUUAUUAUCGCAAGGCGAGAAAUCAAGCUUUGACCAAAGUGUUUGGGGAGAGAGCUGAUGUGGAUGCGACUUCG
Messenger RNA from Aplysia californica (California sea hare), 1836 nucleotides. Its product is annotated as glycogen [starch] synthase. Gene Ontology annotation, biological process: glycogen biosynthetic process. Lineage: Eukaryota; Metazoa; Mollusca; Gastropoda; Aplysiida; Aplysiidae. The record is from RefSeq and is a predicted model, not a curated record. Gene Ontology annotation, cellular component: cytoplasm. Gene Ontology annotation, molecular function: alpha-1,4-glucan glucosyltransferase (UDP-glucose donor) activity.